CAAUAGCCCGGUCUCGCCAUCCUCUCAGACCAGAGACACAGCCAGUGACAGACAUUGCAGCUUCAGCGCAACGCUUUAGCAUUCAAAACAGUCACGCCAAAGUCGCCAUCGAGCGCGCAGCUGCAGACGACUAGCCUCAUCUUAACGCCGCCUCCUCCACAGCUCCUCUACGACUCCUAUCCUACUCCCUCGACGCCCUCUCGACCAUCAUGAACCCAGAGUACGAUCUUCUCUUCAAGCUUCUCCUCAUUGGAGACUCUGGCGUAGGCAAGUCAUGUCUCCUCUUGCGUUUCGCCGAUGAUACCUAUACAGAGUCGUACAUUUCCACAAUUGGCGUCGACUUCAAGAUCAGGACCAUUGAGCUCGAAGGCAAGACGGUCAAGCUCCAGAUCUGGGACACCGCCGGGCAAGAGCGAUUCCGCACGAUCACCUCGUCGUACUACCGCGGUGCCCACGGAAUCAUUGUAGUCUACGACGUCACCGACCCGGACACCUUCUCCAACGUCAAGCAAUGGCUCCAAGAGAUCGACCGAUAUGCCACUGAAGGGGUCAACAAGCUCCUUGUAGGCAACAAGUCGGACUUGACGGGCAAGAAGCAAGUCGAGUACAACACGGCAAAGGAGUUCGCAGACCAGCUCAACAUCCCCUUCUUGGAGACGUCAGCUAAGAGCGCGACCAAUGUCGAGCAGGCUUUCUUGACUAUGGCGAAGCAGAUCAAGGACCGCAUGGGAUCCUCGAACGUCAGCAAUGCCGGACCGGGCAAGUCGACACUCAAGGUCGGCCAGGGCCAGAAUGUGCAGGCCCAGAGCCAGGGAGGAUGCUGCUAGACGGUCGUUGGGUCGUGGCGUGAUUGACAGAGGGGUUGGAGUCUCGAAGUCGACAGCUGGCCUGCGAGCGGGAGACGGAGAGGUCAUGGACACUGAGGGGCCGUAUCGGGGUCGAUAGAUCAUUCAUGAAUGGAUGCUGAGAAGCUGUCCAGAUAUCGGCAAGGUUGCUCUCGAUGAUCUCUCGGCAGGGAGCAUUUGCCAGUCGACGUGGCCUGUCACAGCUGAAAGUGCUGCCCUCGUGGGCCUUCUACUCCCCUCACCUCCGUCCCUAGCACUCUCCUUGUACUUUCGCAAAGCCUUCUUUCCC
This is a messenger RNA of Jaminaea rosea, 1134 nucleotides long. RefSeq names its product GTP-binding protein ypt1. Bases 210 to 827 code for a protein of 205 amino acids. Gene Ontology annotation, molecular function: GTP binding; GTPase activity. The transcript has 5 exons. Lineage: Eukaryota; Fungi; Basidiomycota; Exobasidiomycetes; Microstromatales. The record is from RefSeq and is a predicted model, not a curated record.